GUUUGAGCCUCUCUCACGUAAAGCAGAAGAUCUACGCAUGUAUGAAAUCAUGCCCCGUUCUCUCUCUCUUUCCAUCCUUCCCGACAAAUUCUCCCUUUCGAUUUGCCCAAUAAUACAGAUUCGCUCAUUAUUCCGGAUCAUAAUCAUCAAAUAAAAAAAAAUCGAAAUAUGAAUCCAGAAAGGAUUCAAAACGAAGGCCAGAUCAAUCCUGCCAGAUUUUCGAUCAAGGAUUCAGUUCGGUACAUGUUUGGAGAACAACGUCUGCUGUUUGUGCUUAUCGGAAUAACCAUUGUAGCUCUGAUAUCCAAUGUCGUCGUCAUUCCGUCGUCGUCGCAGUCUGAACCGAUCUCUGCAUCGUUUCAGGUUGCCGUAUCGACUUCCGUACCCCGUCGGAUAGCCUAUGAACUCCCUACACGCAAUUUCGAUCUCGUCAAUGCGGCGGGUGCGAGGAUUCCUCUUGGGUUGAAGUCGAAGAGUUUGAGGGUGUUAGUGACGGGUGGAUCAGGGUUCGUCGGAAGCCAUCUGGUGGAUCGACUGAUGGCGCGUGGGGAUAAUGUUAUCGUACUCGACAACUUCUUUACAGGCCGGAAAGACAACGUACUCCACCAUCUUAGGAACCCUAGGUUCGAGCUCAUUCGCCAUGAUGUGGUUGAACCCAUCUUGUUAGAAGUCGAUCAAAUCUAUCAUCUUGCUUGCCCCGCUUCCCCCGUACAUUACAAAUACAACCCCGUCAAAACAAUCAUAUCCUUCAUAACUUUAUUUUCUUCCAGAUUGAGAUAUCACAAGACAAAUGUGGUGGGAACGUUGAACAUGUUAGGACUCGCAAAGAGGAUCAAUGCACGAUUCUUGUUAACGAGUACAAGCGAGGUCUAUGGCGAUCCCCUUGAACACCCUCAAGUCGAGACCUAUUGGGGCAACGUUAACCCCAUUGGUGUUAGGAGCUGUUACGACGAAGGAAAGCGUGUUGCAGAGACCCUCACCAUGGAUUAUCAUAGAGGGCUUAACACCGAGGUUAGGAUUGCUAGAAUUUUCAACACUUAUGGACCACGGAUGUGCCUUGACGACGGACGUGUUGUCAGCAAUUUCGUCGCUCAGGCCUUGAGGAAACAACCGUUGACUGUUUAUGGAGAUGGAAUGCAAACAAGGAGCUUCCAAUACGUGUCCGACUUGGUAGAUGGAUUAAUGAGGCUAAUGGAAGGAGAACAUGUUGGACCUUUUAAUCUCGGAAACCCUGGUGAAUUCACCAUGCUUGAACUCGCCAAGGUGGUGCAAGAUACGAUAGACCCAAAUGCAAAGAUAGAGUUCAGGCCAAAUACAGAAGAUGAUCCACACAAGAGGAAGCCAGACAUUUCCAGAGCUAAAGAGCUUCUUGGGUGGCAGCCGUCAGUGACACUCCGGGAAGGACUUCCUCUGAUGGUGUCGGAUUUCCGACAACGCAUCUUUGGCGACCUCAAAGAAGGUGGUAGCAGUAUGAGUACGUUUUAA
Lactuca saligna is the source of this 1485-nucleotide messenger RNA. The record is from the annotation of a GenBank genome assembly. NCBI's taxonomy places the organism in Eukaryota, Viridiplantae, Streptophyta, Magnoliopsida, Asterales, Asteraceae.